Molecule: messenger RNA, 1066 nt
Organism: Cutaneotrichosporon oleaginosum
Lineage: Eukaryota; Fungi; Basidiomycota; Tremellomycetes; Trichosporonales; Trichosporonaceae
Source: RefSeq, a predicted model, not a curated record
CGCUCUUCUGUGCAACUCGUUCUGCUCUUUCCACCCCAACUCCUCCCCAAGCACUCAGCAUGGCCGCCCAGUUUACCCCUCCCGCUUCAUUCGGUGUCGACGACCUCUUCUCUGUCGCUGGUCGCACGGUUGUCAUCACCGGCGGCGGCACUGGUCUCGGCAAGGCCAUCGCCAACGCAUACGUCGUCAACGGCGCCAAGGUGUUCAUCUCGGGACGCCGCGCCGAAGUUCUUGACGCAGCUGUCAAGCUCAUCAAGCCGCAGGCUGGCAAGGGAGGCGACAUCAUUGCCGUACAGGGUGAUGUGGGCACCAAGGCGGGGUGCAAGAAGCUGUACGAGGAUAUUGCGAAGCACACGGACGUCGUGGACGUGCUUGUCAACUGCGCCGGUGUCAUGAAGAACUACCGCAACCCUACCUUCGACGUUGACAACAUCGACGCGGUCGCCAAGAUGCUCUGGGACGGCUGUGACGACGACGACUUCAACUACACUAACCAGAUCAACAUCAACGGCGUUUACUUCACCACGGUGGCUUUCAUCCCGCUCCUGAUGAAGUCGGACCUGAAGUCUGUUGUAGUGAUCGCCUCCAUCGCAGGCCACAUCCUGCAGCGCGCCGUCGGCUCCGUGUCGUACGGCGCCUCCAAGGCUGGCACGAUGCACACGGCCAACCUCCUCGCGGGCCGGCUCUCGCCGGCCAAGAUCCGCGUUAACACCAUCUGCCCUGGCAUCUUCCCGUCCGAGAUGACGGGCACGUCGGCUGCGGAGGGCGGGCACAAGUACGACAUCGGCAAGCCCGCGCAGAUGGCUGCCGCGCGCAGCAUCGUCGGACGUCCCGGUAUGCCGCACGAGAUUGUUGGCCCCGUCAUGCUCCUCGGCUCGCGCGCCGGGUCGUACAUGGACGGUGCGACGCUCGUCGUUGAUGGCGGCCGCGCUCUGUCGGCGGGCAUCAACGAGGGCGUGCGUAUCAAGGAGGAGCUUAUUAUCAACUAGAGGACGUUUUGAUAGAGCAUGAACGUAGAUGAAUUGCCAGGCAGUCUGUGACAUCGUGGACUGUGUGGGCACGUCCA